AUGAGCGCUGGGCAUGAAUUCUCUCUGACUGGGUCAUACUUGGUCUCAAAUACCCGGGGACUGCACGUAGGGGCGCCACCGUCGGUUAGCUUGGGUAAGCCCCUCGAGGAGCCACGUGGCAAGCAUGUGGCCAGCAAGCAGGCCAGUGGUUCUCUAUAUGUACACGGAUCCAUCAAGUCCAAUCGGGUGUUGAUUGGAGGACCUUUAUAUAAAGACAGGAAGCGCAAGAGACGGCUCUCAGAAACAAUACGAGAAACAAUCGAGAGAGAGAAACGAAAACGAGAACAGCAGGAAGAAUCUGAAACAAGCUCUCAGACUGGUACAACGGGCACAGAAGAGGAUGAUCUUGCUUCUGCAACCUCAGAGGUUGAGAGCACCACCGCUGAGGAGGAGGAGGAGGAAGAGGAGGAGAGUGACGAGGAGACAAUAGAGCGCCUCUUCCCUAUCAGCAUCCCAGAGAACCUCAAAUAUGUCUUAGAGAAAGAUCGUCAGAACAUUAAUGAUAAGGAUAUGCUUCUAGACCUUCCAACUGAAAACACAGCCUUGAACCUAUUAGAAAAUUAUGUGAAAUUUUUCGCUGUCCGUUACCUGGCUCGCACUAAAGAGAAAAGGAGAAGUGAAGUCAAAGAAAAGGACAAAACUUUCCUGACCCUGGACUUGUGCAAAGAGGUAAUGGAUGGAAUUCGUAUUUGUUUUGAUUUCCACAUUGAAACACAUCUUUUGUAUGCGAAAGAACGAAGACAAGCUGAGCGCCUAAGGAGUGCGCAGCCACUCUAUGCAAAAAGAUAUUUAGAACCAACAAAAGACUUAUCACUGGCUGUUGAUGAUAAAGAAAAUUUUGAGGGCAUGACAAUAAACAAGGAAGAGCCAGAUGAAGAAGGGAAGUCGAAGGUGGAUAAAGCCUCAAAGGAAGAGGAAAGAGCCAAAGAUACACCAGGGCGUCGACAGUUGCGUUCAAAAAGACCACUUUCCGGGGACUCAAGUAGUACUGAGAAGGAGAAGAACCUUACAAAUUUAGCAUGUGAAUCUGGUCGUAGUACCCCAACUACUGUUACCUCUGGUGCAAGCAUAGCAGGGAUAGGUGGCUUGGCAAGAACAGAUUUCACUUUGCCACUGAGUUAUCGUUCAAUUCAGCCUCAUCUACAAGACUGGACAUUGCUCCCAGAGACACACCGAGACCCUCCUCCUCCUUCACUCAUCUAUGGACCUUUACAUCUACUAAGGCUGUUUGUGAAGUUACCAGAAAUCUUGUUCCGCAUGAAUCUCCCAGAAAUCAAAAGAAGGAUAAUUAUCAAACACCUGGAAUUAUUUUUAGAGUAUGUCAGCAGUCAUAGUGAUGAACUUUUCAUGGAGUCCCAUUACAUUCCAAAUCCAGACGUGUAGCUGACUUUUAUUAAUGGAAGGAAUUCUUAUUGGGCCAGAGAUAUGAAUUCAGCUUCGUGUUCUUCAAAACAGCAGUGUGUAAAAUUGAAGCAACAGAAGUGUUUUGAAAGGAACUGAAUGACUUUUUUUCAAAUAUUUGUCUUAAAAGUACAACUGCAAACAAGAAUAUAUGAUGUAUUAUAUGUUCACCAGAAACUGUGAAUUAUGUAUCAGUUCUAGAAAAGUCUAAAGAGUUGUGCAUCUGGAAGCUAAACCAGCCAUAUCAAGAAGGAAAAUUCUUUUCAGACAUAUUUAUUCUAACUGAUGUUGGGAAUACAUUGGAAUUUUUCAUUACCGAUGACUAGCUUUUGCAGUUUUUCGAGAAAGUUUAUUUAUAUUACUGAUGGGGUAUCCAUCCUUUCCUGGAAAUAAGAUUGUUUUAGGAUUUAUCUAGAUAUUGGGUAUUUUGAUGUAUGUUACAUGCAUUAAAAUGCCUUUAAACAUACAUCUUAGAUUAUUAUUAACUCUGUAGAAUUACAGAAGAUAUAUGAUUGUGUAUCUCCUAAUAAUUUUAUAGAUAACAUGUGUUUUUAUAAACUUAAAAUAAUCAGCUUUUUGUUGUUCCUGUAUGAAAAUGUAGAUGCGGAAGAAACUUCUUAAAAAUUUUUACUUUGAUGAUUUAAAUUAAAAGUUAGUUUUAGAAACAGUCUCUAAACAGAGUGAUUUUGUCAUAGGCUAAUAAACUCAUAAGAAAAUGUAAAUAACUUUUAGCAUUGGCAUCUGUCAGAUAUAGAAAUAAAACUAAAGCAACAUGCUGCUGUUAACUGACUUUCUUCUAGAUUGUAGUAUUGUGUAUUUGAACAAGAAUUAAAGAUUCUGGAUUAUUUUUUAUUGUUUUGUUAUUACUAAUAUCAAUUUUGAAUUUACUGUGUUUGUUAUAUUUAUUGAAUCUGGGCCACAGUAUUCUUCAAGUACAUUAUAGUAGACAAGAUGAGUGAAUGUUACACAGCUCUUUUUGUAAAAUAAUGAUAUUUAUGUAUGUGAUUCACAAAAUAAAAAUGUUAGUAUUGA
Molecule: messenger RNA, 2433 nt
Organism: Penaeus chinensis
Lineage: Eukaryota; Metazoa; Arthropoda; Malacostraca; Decapoda; Penaeidae
Gene: msl-3
Product: putative male-specific lethal-3 protein-like 2
Exons: 11
Coding region: 1-1383 (460 amino acids)
Biological process (GO): chromatin organization; regulation of DNA-templated transcription
Cellular component (GO): NuA4 histone acetyltransferase complex; nucleus; MSL complex
Source: RefSeq, a predicted model, not a curated record